UGCGGAAAACAAACCACACACCGCGCACGUUAGAGGUAGCCCCGAGAGCCCGCCACGUAAGCCGCUGAGAGGGGACUAUCCAAAACAGUGCGCUAUUGGAUCACGCAACUGCUCCGAAGCCUACACCCCACCGCGCAAGUUAUCACUGUUCCCCCUUUUCUCUCUCUCUCUCUCUCUCUCUCUCCAUCGCAAAACCAGAAGCGCUUCGAGCUACUUCUCCUUUCGCGGCGAUCGCCUAAAGGUCUCAUCUUUCGUGGUAGUUCUUGAAAUCGAUAUGCUCUCUGCUCUCUUUUCAACUAUAUAGUUCUGGGUUUGGUGUAUGUUUCAUUUGAAAAUUGUUAUGACAUCAUACACAAAGUGGCAUUUCUUCUUUGACUGAAAAUGGCCAUUGCUCGUUCUUUGUUACUGUCCAAUGAUUUUCACAGCGGCAAUGGACAUAAUAAUCCGCAUAAGGGCUUGAUAGGCAAGGGCGGCUUACAUUUGUUCAGCAUCACUCUUUCCUCACAUGUUUUGGUAUUAAGGAAACUGGGCAGUCGACAGGAUGCCUGGAGUCACUGUGAGUUAAAUGGUGUUUGCAGACCAAAAAGCUCUCAAUCUUCCAGAUGUAAUUUUUUUCAGUGCCAAGCAUUUCUAUUACCAAGUGGAGGCAAUGGAAUUCCUGUUCUGAAAACUGCUGCUACUGCACUGACCAAGUCAUAUAAGUCUCUAAAUAUAAGCCCCAUUUUUCUUCAGUUGGUUCCGGCAGUUGGUAUCAUUGCCUUUGCUGCAUGGGGUCUUGGGCCGCUUUUGCAUCUGAGCAGGGUUCAUUUACUUAAUAAGAGUGACAAUAGUUGGAAAACGAGUCGUACACACCUUGUGCUGACCUCAUACCUUCAACCUCUGCUGCUAUGGACUGGAGCAACACUUAUAUGCAGGGCUUUGGAUCCUAUAAUUUUACCUACACAAGCAACCCAAGCUGCCAAGCAACGAAUUCUGGAUGUUGUUCGAUCACUAUCUACAGUGCUGGCUUUUGCAUAUUGUUUAUCAAGCUUGAUCCAGCAUGCACAGCCACAUGUACAGAAAGUCUUUGUGGAGACAAAUGACUCUAACAAUGCAAGAAAUAUGGUCCAGUUUGCUGGGAAAGCUAUUUCUACUGCAGUAUGGGUUGGUGCUUUUUCAUUGUUUAUGGAAUUGCUUGGCAUCUCUACCCAGAAGUUGCUUACUGCUGGGGGUCUUGGCACAGUUUUGCUAACUCUUGCCGGUGGUGAGAUAUUUACAAAUUUCCUUUCAAGUGUAAUAAUCCAUACGACUCGACCCUUUAUUGCAACUGACUGGAUUCGAACAACAAUUCAAGGCUAUGAAGUUUCUGGUACAGUGGAGAAUGUGGGAUGGUGGACGCCAACCAUCAUAAGAGGCGAUGAUCGUGAAGCAAUACAUAUUCCAAACAAACAAUUUACGACGAAUGUUGUGAGGAAUCUUAGUCAGAGGACUCACUGGCGCAUCAAGACAUACCUUCCCAUCAGUCACCUGGAUGUCCAUAAGAUCCAUAAUAUUGUAGCUGAUAUGCGCAAGGUUUUAGCAAAAAACCCUCAAGUUGAGCACCAAAACCAGCAAAAGUACCCUAGAAGAGUAUUUAUGGAUACUGUCAACCCAGAGAAUCCAGCUCUUAUGAUAUUGGUUUCUUGCUUUGUGAAAACCUCACAUUUUGAAGAGUACCUCUGCGUCCAGGAAGCAAUAUUGUUAGAUUGUCUCACAGUCAUCAGUCACCAUCGGGCCCGGUUGGCCACACCUAUGCGCUACGUUCAGAAAAUAUACGAGGCUGAUGUUGACGAUCUACCUUUUGCUGAUACCAUGUACACAGGUUCUAGAGCACGCGGUAACCGUCCUUUGCUUUUGAUGGAGCCGUAUAUGUCCAAUAGCAAUGAUAAACCCAAGGCUUCAACUCGUUCUUUUCAUGCAAAAGAAGAACAAGAUCCCAAGGUUGGAGCAACCUCACUACCUGAUUCCAAUGCCAGCUCAAACCCAAGGGUUUCUGCUGCCUCAAAAUCCGAUCCUCAAACUCCUAAUGCUGCGUCUGUGGGUCCCGUCCAAGACUCUGAAGAGGAGAAAGUCAACAAAAGUGCAAAUUCACGAGAAUCUGGGAGUGAAAAAACCGAGAUUCCUUCAACUGUUUCACAUGCAAAGCAAGAAGUUGAAAGGUCUGUCGCAUCACCAUCUGUGUCGAGGGCUCCUGCCUUGGAAGAAAAUAUUGUUCUGGGGGUUGCUUUGGAGGGUUCAAGAAGAACGCUGCCCAUUGAUGAAGAAAUGACUCCCUCAUUGGUUACAAAUGUAGAGUCGAAGGAAUUGGCUGCCUCCCGGAAUGGGAAUGGUUCCACCUCGGUUGGGAUUGAUAAGAAAGAUGAGUUGCGCGAAAAAGAAAGGCGAGAUCAAGUGAUCAACCUUGGUGGAAAAGAUCUCUUCUAGUCUAACAACCCUAUUGUGAAAUGCAUGAAGCUGUGUUUUUUUAAAGCUUGCAUCUUGCAAUUCAUAUUGUAAAUCAGUUGUUGAUUUUAGAUUUUAUCGAUCAGUAUAGCAUUCAUUGAUAGAUGAAUGGAAGAUUUGAUUCAUGUUUCGGUUUU
Messenger RNA from Rhododendron vialii, 2597 nucleotides. Its product is annotated as mechanosensitive ion channel protein 2, chloroplastic-like. The transcript is spliced from 14 exons. The record is from RefSeq and is a predicted model, not a curated record. Gene Ontology annotation, biological process: transmembrane transport. Gene Ontology annotation, cellular component: membrane. NCBI's taxonomy places the organism in Eukaryota, Viridiplantae, Streptophyta, Magnoliopsida, Ericales, Ericaceae. The coding region runs from base 382 to 2442 and encodes 686 amino acids.